UGAGAUUUUUCGAUAAAAGUCCAGCUCUCUACUUAAAACCCUAACCCUAAAAUUCGAAACCCUUGAAAUCGAGCUCCAUUUCCGUUGCAUGAUCGCUUGCGGCGACAAUGGCGGCCAUGUUCUCGGGUAUCAAUGUCAACCAGAUUGCUAUGGUUUUUGCUAAGCAGUACUAUGGGAUAAUACAUGAUAAUCCACAAGUUGGGUAUCAGUUCUAUACUGAUGCGAGUACGAUGAUUCGAGUCGAUGGAAGCAAAGAGAAAUUCGUUGCUUCGAUAAUGAAUAUUCACAAUCUUCUUUUGGAUCUGAACUUUGAGACAAUUGAGAUCAAGAAUGUAAAUGGUCUAAGCUCUUGGUCUGGAGGUGUUCUCGUUAUGGUUUCUGGUUUCGUGCAAAUGAAGGAUUGUGGUGGCAGGAGGAAAUUUUCACAGACCUUUUUCCUUGCUCCACAAGAAAAAGGAUACUUUGUGCUCAAUGACAUUUUUCACCUGCUUGAUGAGGAAACAACAGUGCAUCCCCCUGCUACUAUGAUGGGACAUAACAAUUAUGAUAAUAGCUGUAAUGUGGCCAAUCAUCAUAUGCAAAAUCCUGGUUUUGGAUACACGGGCGGAGAAGGAAUCCAGACUAGAGACUAUGUUUCUCCUGUCAAUGUUGUUGAAGAAGAGUUGCAGGCUAGGGAGUAUGUGGCUCCGCUUCAUGCAGAGGAGACCAACACAGUUGAUAAAUAUAGCAUACCAGAACCUCAGUAUGUUAUGCCUGAACCUCAUUACAGCUUAUCUGAACAUCAAUACAACAUAGCUGAACCUCAGCAAAUUUCUGAAGCUGGGAAACUAGAUGAAAUUCCUGCAGAAGAGCCUAUUGCUUCUUUUCCAAACACAGCUACUCUGGUGCGAGACCCACCUGCACCUGCAGAACCUCUAGGAGAAAGGCCAAAGCAAAGCUAUGCUUCCAUCUUACGGCAUGCAAAAGGACAAGCUAGCAACUCCAUGCCUCGUGCUGCUCCAGUGAGCAAAAUCAACCCCGUGGUAUCAGACACACAAGUGGCAACUUCCCAGCAGUCUUAUCCUGCAAUUCCUGUGCAGCCUGAAAAUUCCAGCUGGGAAGCAGUGGAGGAAGUCACGACAGUAGAGGAUGAAGGUGAAGUCAAAUCUGUUUAUGUGGGAAACUUGUCAUCUUCUGUUUCUGCCUCUGAUCUUGAGAAUGAGUUCAAAAACUUUGGAAGAAUUAGGGAAAAUGGGGUUACUGUCAGGAGUCGCAAGGAUUCCGGUGGUUUCUAUGCUUUUGUUGAAUUUGAGGAUGCUGCCAGCGUUCAGACUGCACUCCAGGCAUCCCCAAUAUUGGUGAAUGGACGACAAAUAUAUGUCGAAGAAAGGAGACCUAAUAGCGGCAUAUCUCGCAUGGGAGGAGGAAGAAGAGGGAGAGGACGAGGCGGAUAUCAACAAUCAGACGUGCCCAGGGGUCGUUUCGGUGGCCGAGGUUACUUCAGGAGCAGCGGAAGUGACUUCCACGACCGGGAGUAUAACGGCGGUCGUUCAAGAGGAAAUGGAUUUCCCCAGAGGGUCCCACGCCAGGAGAGGGGCAUUCUCGGAAACCAUGCGAUGAGGAAUGGGCAGUACCCGUCAGAAUCAGCGGACUAGUUAUCCGUCAUUUUCAUUGGACGUUUCAGUUGCCCCUGCAAAAGAUACUAGUAUCAGAUUAUCGACAUAUAAUUUUGGCCAGUGUUUUGUUUUUUAGUACAUUAGGUUGGGGGCAAUUUCAAGAUUUUCCAAAAGGAAUACAGCUGGUUGAAUUAGUAUGAGUUUUGACAUGGUGCUAUGUCUUUUGACAGUCUCUGGAUGCAAUGAAGAGCAUUUGGAGAGCGCUUUCUCUUGGUUUUUACUAAAAAAGUCUUUAUCCUUUGUGUUGCGCCA
Molecule: messenger RNA, 1907 nt
Organism: Asparagus officinalis (garden asparagus)
Lineage: Eukaryota; Viridiplantae; Streptophyta; Magnoliopsida; Asparagales; Asparagaceae
Product: putative G3BP-like protein
Exons: 9
Coding region: 108-1634 (508 amino acids)
Cellular component (GO): cytosol; ribonucleoprotein complex
Molecular function (GO): mRNA binding
Source: RefSeq, a predicted model, not a curated record